CCGCUACCAGACACGCUUCAUUGUAGUUUCUGCGCAGCGGAACGCACGCCUUUCAUAAAUAUCGUGUAUUGCUGCGUAGUGUUGUGGCAGACCUGCUUGACCCACCGCGCACUGUUAAGUUGUCGACUGAGUGAGGCAAAGUCGAACGGAAGCCGAUAUCCAAUGGGAACAUUAAGCAAAUACUUCUACGAGGCAACUCGAGAUAAAUCAUGCCGGGAUAUGCUUCAUCCGGGUUACACGUGCUUCGAGGCAGGACAAAUUUACAUUUAUCAAGGAAUUGUGGGUGCUAUGAGGCACUACCUCCCGGGAGCUGUGACGGCGUUACUGUUUCGGAUGAAUCAAUGGGACGACCCGGAGGUUUGGAAAAACUCUUUACUGCAAUAUCUGCGAUGCAUAAUUGCUGGGUUGCCGAUGACGGCCGGUAGCUUCCACUUCUUUUGCGGAUUCUACAACCUAUUCGGUAGAUUUUCGGCCCCCUUCUUCACAUUCAUUCCUUCGUUCCUCGGUGCAUGUACAUGUAUGUAUCUCCCCAGAACAAUCGUACACGCUCAGGGAAUAGGAUUGUUUAAUAUGUAUAUCGAAUUUCUCAUCCGACGUCUGCGUGGAACUACCGCUGAAGCCCUACGUGCAUCUAAACUUGCCGGAACUCUGUUCUUCAGCAUCUUUAGUGCCGCUAUGCUGCCUGCUCUCGAAUAUCUGCAAAUCAAUCGUUUCUGGUUUGCCAGUAUUUACCGGAAUCGUGGCACAGGCGACAACGAAACCAUCCGGCCGAACAGUUGUUCACAUCAUCCCGAUCGAUCGUGCGUUUUACAUGUCACCACUCAGGUUAAAAAAUCCUUCUACUUUGGACUGGCCAUUUGUCUGAUAAAGAACGCAUUGCCGAGACUCACUAUGGCCUUUCGAAACCCGCUACAAUUUGCCAGAACGAUGGUCUCCAGAUUUGAUUACGGCCUUAUUGGAUUCUUCACUGCGUACAAAGCUCUCUACGAGUUUUUCAACUGUUACCUGAUUCAGAACAGCAAUCUUAGUCCGUUAGUUCGAGCCACCAUAACGGGAUUCAUCAGCGGGACCGCGUAUUGUCUUUAUCCAAACUACCUAUUGUUCACGUAUCCCAUAUCGGAAUUGGUAGAAGUUUACUGGUUGGUGUACAUGAAAUCAAAACUGCCCAAACCCAAGAUUGUCCAAAUGAUAGAUCGGUUUCCCACGGUACUACUAAUGUACAUGUUCAGCUUGGGUAUGAUGUACCAUUUACGUGUAGUUUACCCGUACCAUACCAAUCGCUAUUGUCACAAGUUGAUGGCCAUCGGCACUACGGGGCGAUCGGAAACACUAGCUCGUGGCUACGCCGAGAUCAUGAUGGGUUAUAGAAAUUAA
This is a messenger RNA of Armigeres subalbatus, 1374 nucleotides long. RefSeq lists its product as uncharacterized. Lineage: Eukaryota; Metazoa; Arthropoda; Insecta; Diptera; Culicidae. The record is from RefSeq and is a predicted model, not a curated record. The transcript has 4 exons. The coding region runs from base 163 to 1374 and encodes 403 amino acids.